UUUGGUGUAGAAACAUGGAAAUUUAAUGUAUGAUUGUUGACUUUUUCGUGAGAAUUUAUGAUCAUAACUGUGCUCAGUUUGUUUUUUGUUUUUGUUUUUAUUAAUGUGGCCAUAGUACUGAUGUCUUUGUAUUUCCGACAUGUCUAAUGCCAAAGUCGGUAAAUCAAUGGAGGAAAUUUAUGUGGUUGCAAAGUAUGAUUAUGAAGCACAAGGUAGUCAAGAACUUGAUAUAAAAAAGAAUGAGCGGUUAAUUCUCUUAGAUGAUAGUAAACAUUGGUGGAAAGUUCAAAAUUCAAGGAAUCAAGCUGGAUUUGUUCCCUCUAAUUAUGUAAAAAGAGAAAAGCCGUCAAUUUUUGAUAGCAUACGUAAGCGUGUACGUAAAAAGAAUGAACCUAAAGUUUCUUCUCCAUCUUCCAGAGUUGCAUCAAAAGAGACUGAUUUGAAAAAUAUUGCGCCUCGAGUUACAACUCCAGCAAAUAAAAUAUGCUUGAAUACUACAGCUGUUGUUAAAUAUAAUUAUGAAGCACAGCAAACUGAUGAAAUAUCACUUGUAAAAGGAACAAGAGUUAUAGUUAUGGAAAAAUCUAGUGAUGGAUGGUGGAAAGGUGAGAGUAACAACCAAAUUGGAUGGUUCCCUUCCAACUACGUUCAGGAAGAACCUAAAGAUGUUCCAGAAGUUACAUGCAAUUUACCUGUUGAUGAAGAACCUGUCACUGUGACAUAUCAGAAUGUCUUGCAAGGGAAUGAUAUUGUAGUUGCAUUAUAUACCUUUAAUUCCCAAAGUGAUGAAGAACUCAGUUUUCAGAAAGGUGAACAAUUAGAAGUUGUAGAACGUCCACUGAAUGACCCAGAUUGGUGGAGAGCACGAAAUAAUAUAGGACAAAUUGGUCUAGUGCCAAAAAAUUAUCUUCAGAUAGUAUCUCCUGGUCGAUCUGUAACAGAUUCUAGUGAUUCUGAUGCUAUCCCUUCAAAGGCUGAUGAAGGCCCCAGUAUUGCAGUCAAUGGAUCACAGCAUGAACAUACAAAAUCACCUCUAGGGGCAAGUGGAGGUUCACCUUUGGUUAAACAACGGAGUAAAGGAAGCUGUGAUAGACCCUGGUAUGUAGGGAGUAUUACACGCAGCGACUGUGACAGGAUGCUCAAUGAAUUUGCUGAAGAUGGAGAUUUUGUAAUCAGAGAUAGUGAAACAAAUGCUGGAGAUUUCUCAGUUUCCUUGAAAGCUCCAACUAGAAAUAAACAUUUCAGAGUUCACAUGGAGGAUGGUGUUUAUUGUAUUGGGCAGCGUCGAUUUAAUUCUUUAGAUGAACUUGUAGAGCACUACAAGAGAGCUCCAAUAUAUACUGGUCCAGAUGGUGAAAAGUUAUAUCUUAUCAAACCAUUCAGAAAACCACUUUGAGAAACCAUGGCUGAUAGUCUCAGUAAUUGUUUCGUACAUUUUUUUAAGACUGCUUCCUUUUUUUAUCUCGAUAUAUAUAUAUAUUUCAUAAAUUUGGGCGAAAAUAUCAAAUAAGUGAUAUUAAUUUUAAAAAUUUAUUUCAGUUGAAAUGGAUUUUUCAUUUUUUUAGUCAAAACCUUGUAUAAAAGUAUGCUUUUAUUAAUGACUGAUCAUAUAUUACUGAAGUGAUCUAUAAAAUCAGUAAUAUUAUUAUGUGAAUUCUCUUAAAUUGAAAAAGGCUGAUGCAAGAGAAAAAGUUACAAUUUCAUAAAAGGUAUAUUAAUGUGGGUUUAAAUCAGCUUUAUUAUAUUUUGUUGACUUUUAAAGUAUUUAUCUUUUUAUUGGCAGCUAAGUUUAUUCAUCAUGUGCAUAGCAUUGGUGCAGCUGUUUUUUAGUGAAGUUUUUACUGAACUCGACUUUCGCAGCUCUUUAAUUCAGAUAUGCCAAAUAUACCAUAUUUAUGAUGGAGAAAGUUAUUGUGUGAUCACGGGUUGUCCAUAUUUAAUAUUUUCUAUUGCAUUAUCAUUAAAACUGCUAUUUCUGAAAUUUUAUUUAUGGUGCGAGACUGAAGAUUAGGAAUUGUGCAUAAGUAUGAACUGUUGUAAUGCCAAACAUUAUAGAAGUUAAUUUUUCUACAAUAUGAUAAAUUUAACUAAUAGGCAUAGUUUUAAUAUGUGAAUAUUACUUUGUAAGGAGCAUGUUGACUCAGAAAGUAUAUACUUAUUAAUGGAGUUUGAAUUAAAGUGCUUGGUAAGAAAGGAUCACUAAAUGUUAGUUUUUUGUUUACUUUUCGAACUUAUCUGAUUUUUUAAAAAAUUUUACAAGAUAGGAAAAUAGGUGCCCAAAAGUAAUUUUUUUACGACAUUUUAAAGUUUUGUGCCUUUAUUUAUUCUUAUUUAUAUGUUAUGAAUUUUUACCUUCAAAAUUUGCAUUUCUGCAAUGUGUGUAAUUUUAUGUUUAUUUUUAUCAUUGAGAAAAUAAUAUCAAAUGCUUUAAAAUUGUGUUAUUUGGAAUUUAGUUAGAACUUUAAUAUGAAAGGCUUUGUAUAACGCUGUGAGUUAUAACCAUGUUUAUAUAAUUGUGUUGAAAUGUACUUAAUACAUGUGUAUAUUUAAGAGGCAUCUUAACAUUAUACUGACAGAUUUAACAUCAGAUCAUCAAAGAGCGAAGUUUUACUGUUUUUAAGUUUGAAUUUUAACUUCAGUUUUAUGCUUACCAGAGCAUAUAUAUUACAUGUUAAGUGAUGAAAUUUAUUUUUCUAAUUUUAAAUUCAUACUUUACAGUGCUGUGAUUUGAAAUACCCAAACUGUUUUUCAGUGUUUACAAAUUUUAUGUACUGAUUUUAAUUAUUUAUUCCCCCUGAAACUAUGCAUAUUUGUUUUUGAAGGAAUGGUCUAAUUGCAUAGAAAUAUAAUUUUAAUUCACAUUUAAAAUUUUGUAUAUAAAUGUAAAAAGGCCAAAAGCACAUAUUGUAUUCCUUGUAUGUAAAUUGAUCUAAUUUCAGCCAAGCAUAAAAAGCACCUUUUGCAUAUUAAUAUUGCUUACAGAAUAAUACGUUGUAAAGUUAUUAAAUGAUCAAAUACAUUAAAUUAUAAACUAGUGGAUAAACUGAAUUUUAUUUUAAAAAAUGUGUUCAUUUUACAAUGAAAAUAGACGUUUAAUGAAAAAUAUUGAUGCAUUUAAAUGGUAAUGAUCUGAAAGUUAGAUUUUUUAAAUAUUUUAAAAAAAUUUCUGUUAAUGCAGCUAAUAUUUUUUAAAUGUAAAUCUCUGAAUUUAAGAACAUUAUUUUAUUAAUGAAGUUAUUUAAGCUUCAUUGAUUAAAAGUGUUUACUCUUCUUUAUCUUAUCAAGUUCUGUGUGCUGUUGGGAAUUUGGUUAGUAAUGCAUUUUAUGAUUGCUGGAGCUAAUCUGUUUCUGAAGUAUCAUAUAAAACAUCCAUAGGCUGACUAUUAAUGCUGUACUUAAAAUUUGUCAUAAAUGAGGAUUAGCGAAAACAGUAAUGAUACUUUUACAAAUAUUAUGUAUACAUUAUUUCAAAUAAGCAUUGACUUCUGUUACUUGAUAGUUUCUAAAAUACAGUUUUUGUCUGCUGCUGCCUUUUUAUUACAUAGAACGUGUGCUUCAAAAGUUUUCUUUGCUGUGAUAUUUUUCAUAUAUAAUAUAAUGAAGUAUCACAUAAUACGCGACAUUAAAUGUAAGUGAUAUUUGUAAUUGAAAUUUUAAAAUAUUGCAUGGCAGUGGAUUGGUAAGAUAAUAUGCAACAUUAAAUAUGAUAUGUGUAAUUGAAAUUUUAAAAUAUUGCAUGGCAGUGGAUUGAUAAUUUUUUUUUGGGGGGGGGCCCGAGAAAAGUAACAACUUUUAAUAGAUUAAAAUUUAUGCACGCGUGCACACAAGGAUUGGAGAAGCUUAUAUGAUUGAAAAAAGUGGAUUCUGUUUUUCCAUUUUGCUUUGCAAAUUAUACAAAAUAUUGCAUCAUGACAUUCUAAAAUGCCUGCAUAAUGUAUAUUUAAGUAUGGAAAAGUCAUGUUGCUAAAGUAACAUAAUAGCUUAUGACAGUUAAUAUGACCAAUUAUAUCUAAUAACAAAGUCAAUAAAAUUUUACACCCAAGUGCAUUUUUAUGUAAAUGUAGUUAAUAUAUAAAUGAUGACGUUCACUCAGUUCAUGUGUUAAAACAUUUUAUGCCCAAGGCUCACUGCUAUUAACAUGGCCUUAUAUAGAAGAAAAUAUUCUAACAUCCUUUUUCUUUGGUAAUAUUUCUUUAUGGGUUUUUGUUAAUCUGUUUUUUAAUAAACCUCAUCUCCUCUUAUUUGUUAAACAUAUCAUUUUUAUUACAUAAUUCUUGCAAGUGUAAUCAUAUUAGCAAAUUCAUCUUAAUCUUUUCAGAACACUGAAGAAAUUCAUGUGUGUGGACCUUGUUGGCAGUAUAUCAGUUAAGUUUAACAUUUCAGUGUCAAUAUUUUCUUCAUUCAUCAAAAUUAUUUUUAACUUUAUUUACCAAAUAAAUUUUUUAUGCAAAGGAUGCAACAUUUCAAGUUUUAUUUUGAUUUGUUGUGUGGACAAAAUUAUGCAGCAUGUAAUGCAGCCUGACAGUGGCACACAGUGGUUUAAGAGAUGUGCAUUUAUAGACUUCUAUGCAUUCUUAAGAAAUAUAAAAUAAUAUUUUAUUCUGCAUGAUCUCUAUUUUUGCAUGAAGGAAUAAAGAAUGUGAACUUGAAUGAUCAGAAUAUGUGGCAGCCACAUAAUUUUUUUCAUUAAAAAUGUCAGAGUAACUGAAUUUGCCUUAUUAACAAAAAAGGGUUUGUUCUCUCAAGGAAGAAGGUGGAAUGUUUGGGACAAGUUUGCAAGAGUUUUGUUAAAAGUAGUAUAUUUUCUGUUUUCUCUAGUUGUUAGAAUGUUGAUUGUUUAAUUAAAUGUUUCAAUACAAAUAUGUGCUGCAAAAAUUUAAAAAAAUCAUAAUGCAGAUAUCAGACGGUAUGGCACAGCUGCCAACUCUCCCAGUUUUUCAACACAUCUUCCGGCUUCUUGACAAAUUGCAGAAUCUCCUGGUUUUUAAUUUUUAACCUUUACUAAUAAGUGUUUUUCAGCAAUAAAAUUUGAACAGUUCCGUGUUUCAUUUUUGAGUUCAUUCUCCUAUCUCUAGUGAUCCUCAGCAUUAUUUUUCUCAUAAAACUUUUUUUGAUGUGAAUUUCUUAAUCUACUAAAGAUGUUUAUAGAAUUUUAUAUGAAGAUUCAACCAACUCAGUAAAUAUUUAUAUUUAAUUUUACUUUACAUCAGUGUCUAGAAUUAAGUCUAUUUUGGAACAGGAAACAUGAAAAUAUAUGCAGUGCCUUCACUGGGAUUGGAAAUCCAGACCUUCUAGCUUCUCAUAUCUCCAUGUACUCCACAAAGUUUAUUGGGGGGGAAGCUUUGUACCUAGUCUCCAAAUCCUGGUAGUGAUGAAUUUUCAUUCACCACAUUUUAGUCAAUACCACUAUAAAGCAAUUUUUCUAAUUUUUAGAGGCAGGAGAUGUAAAAAAUAUGCUGUGCCCCUUCUGGGCUUCAAAAGUUCAGACUUGAUCGCUAGUAAAAAUAUGUGCGCUUUCCAAAAUUAAAAGUCCAUACCUGAUUGCUAGUAGGAUGUGCUUCAGGUAUGCCUCUGGCACAUGGUAAGGAGGGAGAAAGUACCUUACAAAUAUAUGUGAUACAUUACUAAGUUUAUCUGCACAAUCAUAAUAUGUACAUUAAUUACUAAUUUUAUUUUUACCAUAUUUAGAAGUACUCCGGUAAUUUAAGACUUUCCUUGCCUAUUCAGUAUUUUCUCAGGGUAUAAGAAAGUGUCAAAAUAAAAUUAGUGAAAGAACAUAAAAUGUUGAAUCUGUAAUUAAAUAUCAAUAUACUUCAUUUCCGAAUCAUCAUAAAUAGUUGAAUAAAUUGAAUCAUGCUAUAAAGCGAAUUUAAAUUAAUUUUGAGAUAUUUUAAAAUGUUGCAACAUGAAGCCUUUUGGCAACUCCAGGUUUCUGAUGGGUGAACUUCUCAGUUUUUCAUAUUUCAAGGUUUACACCUAUGGUAUUCUAUGUCCCUUUUGAGAUCUUUUCUCUUUCAUUUUUUGAAUGAGUUUUUCGUUUUCGGGUUUUUAUUCAUGAGGUGGUUUUUGUUUUAGUUGUUUAUUUAAAAUAAUUGCAAAGUGAAGGUGACUGUUAAUGUAUUGAUGGUAUUUUUGUAAAUUAUAUCAUUCUGCAUUUACAUGUAUAUCAGGAAUACUUCAUUUUAAAAUUUGUUGAGAGAAAAUUCAUGUGAUUUGAGAACUCUUCCUUUGAAAUAAUGUAGCCAAAAAUAACAUAUCAAUGCUUAGUUGAUUUAGUGCAGCAGUUUCAUCAUUUAGAUAAUGAGAAAGAAAUUGGCUAGUUCAUAAUCAUGGCAUGCACGUGUGCUUUGAUAUUAAAGAGACUGCAUUAGUAGACUCUUUCAAAAAAUUUUUUGACUGGUUUAUGUUGCAUUAUAGCAUCGUACAUUUAUCAUUGUGUAAUUUGGAAGGUGUUGCCAUUGCGUUAGGGCAUAUGAUCUUUAUUUUCCUUAUAGUCUUACAAAUACGUCGCUCUCAGAGUGUUACUAAUUUGGCAAAGCAGAUGGUCUUUAUCUUUCAGGUCAGUCUGUAAUACGUCAAUGAAAAUAAUUGUUUAAAAUUAUUAUAUGUAUUUCAUAGUAAUUUGUCUUUAUUUUUAGAAUAAUAUAUCCAACUGAUAAUUUGCAAACAUUUGCAGCAUUAUUAUAGGUACUUAUUGAGCUUGCAAUAUACUAAGAUGUUUCUAAUGCUACAUCUUGCAUAAUAAGUACAUAACCUUUGACAUUCACUAGCAGUUGUAUACAGCAGGGCAUUCUUCAGGUUGGCAUUUAGACACACAUUUCUGGAGUAAAAAGCAGAAAAGAAGCUGACUGUAGAAAUUGGUUUUUAUUUGUGUUUAAUUAAUACUUUUGAUGAAGGAGCUGUCAUGACAUUGAUACUGUUAGUUUAAAAAUUUAAGUCAUAAAACAUUAUUGGCUGUUUCAAACUGUUAGUUUUACUCUAUAAUUAGUAUCAUGACAAGCGAAAAGGGAUUGAAGAAAUAAACAUGAUUGAGAAUUGCUGUUUUUUUAUUUUAUGCAAACUGAAGUAAUGUGUAAGGAUUCACUUCAGAUGAUUACGUAAAGUGAAUGCCCAGCACAAGUAUGCAGAAGACAUUUUGUAAUAAUGGAUGAUGUGACUGGUUAUUAUUUUUUUUAUGUGGAAACCAUUAAUAAUGUUUUAUAGCAGUUAUUGUACAUAAAAUCUCCAGCAUUGGGUUUUAAGCACUGUUUUCUGUCAUAAAAAUAUCAUUUCAUGUUAUAUAUAUAUAGAACAUUUGCCCUUGAAAACUCUCUCUGCUUUUAAUUUGACUUCAAUAGCAGAAUUUAUCCUACUAGCAUCUUCUUUUAGGCUUUUUUUUUUUUUUUUUUAAGUUUGUUAUAAUUUUAAGAAGUAAUUAUCUUAUGUUGUUGAUAUCGAUAAUUUUAAAAUAUUAGUAAAAGCAUAUGGA
Molecule: messenger RNA, 7468 nt
Organism: Stegodyphus dumicola
Lineage: Eukaryota; Metazoa; Arthropoda; Arachnida; Araneae; Eresidae
Product: SH2/SH3 adapter protein dreadlocks-like
Biological process (GO): ephrin receptor signaling pathway; cell migration
Cellular component (GO): cytoplasm
Molecular function (GO): receptor tyrosine kinase binding; signaling adaptor activity
Source: RefSeq, a predicted model, not a curated record